AUUAUUCCAACAAUUAUUCGGUGGUGGGGGUAGCCCUGUCAUCCCCCAAGGUUCCAGGUUCAAUUCAAGUUCUUGUUCGAAGGUUAAGGAACGUUGAACGCAUUCAAGGCAUUCUCAUAUUCCUUAAUCUUGUACUUAGACUGCGUAAAUCGCAUUUCUUACUUUGUUCAACAAUAAUCGUUACAUUUUCUUUUUGCUGGAUUUAUUAGCAAAUUAAUUCCUAUGCUUCGCAGGAUUACGGAUCACAUCAUUGUUCCCAUUAAUAUCUUCGCUGGGCGAUCCGCCUCUCUGCUCACAUACCAAUACCCUCACCAGUGACGUCGUCUCAUCUAAUCCCACUCACACUCCAUUCCAGCCAACAGUUCCAACAAAUCUCCGAUCUACAAACCGCCAUUACGAAUCAUAACCUACUUUACGAUUUACUUACCGUACCAGCAAAAUACUUACUUCGGGUGCCGCCCACGUUGUACGUAUAUAACUGUCGGUGUUGGUCCGUGAGACCUACCAAGCUAGCAUAUACACCGGCCGCGCAUUCUACCGGUACGAAGGGAUCUUGUUAUCAUGGCAUCAGUGACGUCCUUAGAUAAGGACUUGCGCAAGUUGCGCCUCGACAAAUACACUCCAGCCGCUGCGAACGAAGCCCGAUCGUGGAUCGAAAGCGUUCUAGGAAGCAGACUCCCGUCUAAUGAUCUUCUUGAUGGGCUCAAAGAUGGCGUCGCCUUAUGCAAACUUAUUAACUUGGCGGUUGGUCCGCCCGGCGUCAAGUUCAAGACAUCGGCGAUGCCCUUUAUCCAAAUGGAAAAUAUCUCCCAUUUCCUCCGCGCCUGCCAGUCUCCACCCCUAAAUCUACAAGAUCACGACAUGUUCCUCACCGUCGAUCUUUACGAGCGAAAAGACCCCGCCCAAGUGCUUCAAUGCCUCGGCGCUUUCUCCCGCGCCGCGCAUUCCGUCAAUCCCGCCGCAUUUCCCUCGCCUAUCGGACCAAAAGCAAGAGGUCCCGCCAUGAGCCCACAAAGCACAGGCCCGACGACGCCGAGAAACCGGGGUACGUCGAAUGUGAGCAACAACUCAUCUACGUACGGAUCGCGUUCGGCAAUGGUUCCUUCAAGGACCGGAGAUUCAGGCUCGGGGCGCUGGAGUCCUACAAAAAGUCCGACGCCAACUAGCGAACGAGUGGGGUCGCCCAAUGUGUCGAGCUGGAGUAAGAGAGACCAUGAAGGUGUUACUAGCCCGGCAUGGAAUAUUGCGCAGUACGGCUACAUGGGCGGCGCAAGCCAAGGCAACUUAGGUAUAUCGUUUGGAGGUCGGCGUCAGAUCACAACUGCCAGUCCCCAAGUCCCCAGCUUCGCCGACAAGGAGCGUAAGCGCAAAGAACAAGAGGCCGAAGCUGAACGCCAGAGAUUACAAGCAGAAGAAGAGGAACGCAUCCGUAAGGCGGAGCUAGAGGCCGAGGAGGAACGAGCACGGUUAGAAGAAGCACGUAGAUGGGAAGAAGAAACGAGGCGAAUGCGAGCGGAAGAGAAGCGCAAAGCAGACGAGGAGAGGCGCCGCUGGGAGGAAGAAGAACGUCAAUGGAAGUUGACGGAGGAGAAGCGCCGAAGGGAAGAGGAAGAAGCCGAAGCAAAACUGGCCGAAGAACGCCGUCUUGCACGGUCUCCAAGGUUGCAAGGACAGUUCCUCAGCCAAUACCAAGCUGAGCAAGGCAUUACGCCCCAGAAAAGCGGCGGGAGCGGAUAUGGCGAUCGCAUUAGGCAGCUAGAGCAAGAACUGGAAUUAGCAAGGCAGCGCGAACAAGAAUACGAGGAACAACGACAACGACGGUCACAGAACCGAGCGCGGUCUCGCAGCCGACCAGGAAAGCAGGAGAGACCACCUAGCCGUCAAGACUCGUGGCGACCUAAGGAUGAGCAACAGUUCUUGAGCACACAGUGGAACCGCGAACGAGAGCGGGAACGGCAACAGGAACAGGCGCAAGAAAUUGCUCCUCCACCUCCGCCGCGCCCUCUUCCCGUGCCCGUAGCAGUGCCCGUAAAAACGCACCGCACGGGAGAGGCAUUGCCUCCCCUACCCGUCAAACCCCAAAGGACUGGCGAGAAUAGGCCCCUCCCCAUUCCGGACCGGGUUAAGAAACAGGUAGCCGGAAGCCCGGGCCCCAGCCCCUCGUCACGACCCCUCCCCGUCCCCUCCGCAAACCCCAACGGAGGCAACCGCACGGACCGCUACCUCGCGACCAACCCCGCGCCUGCUCCGCCUCCCCCGCAACAGACGUACUCCCGCGAGCUGGACGCGACGGCCGAACGCGACGCCGAGGACCGCAGGAGAGCCGAGUCGCAGGCCAAGACCAAGGCCGCCGGCUGGGCGGGCAAGUCCCUCCUCGAGAGGGAGAUGGAGAUGGAGCGCCAGAGGCAGCGCGAGUGGGAGGAGGCGCAGCAGGAGACGGCGAAGGCGGCCAGGUCCGGGGACGGCGUGGACGGGAUCGGCGGAGGGAUCGGUGGGCGGUGGGACGUUAGUCAGUGGAGCGGGUAUACGGGCGGUGAUAGCCAGAAUAAGGGCGGUGCGGGGAUCGGCGCCGGUAGGAGGCAGAUCGUGGGGCCUAGGCCGUUGCCUAGUAGGCCGGGGUCUUGAGGGGGCGGGUCUGGUCUGGGAACUUGGGGGAAGGGUUUGGGGUAUAGACUCAAGCUUUGCGGUAUCACACUUAGGUAUUAAGCUUGGGUAUGAAUGAUAUGGUGUUACGCUGAUGUUGGGGAACGAAUGAGGUUUUGGAGGUGUAACCUAGGUAGGUUAGCUGAGGUUGGGGUAGGUGGUUUGGUGAAUAACUAGAUGAAGUAAAGAUAAUGCGGUGAUGAAUUGCUUACCUCUUGCGUGUCAUGCUUUGUUGUAUUGUGUUGUGUUUGAUUGUACGUUGGAUGAGUUGUGAUGUGAUUUGUUGUGUGGACGGUGCGGGACGGAGGUGUGGUUGGUACCUACCUAUGUAGUACUUGGGGUCGGAAUAGGAGUGACCCCUGAGUUAUGUCAUAGUACAGGGGGAACACAGGAGAAAGAUCAACGUGUCAGCAUGAUAACUCAUAAAAACAUAAAUCUCAUUCACAUAUAAAUAGCUCUUGCAUUUCUCUAAAAAUUAGUUAUUACUAUUCUAAAACAAGAUUACUCAGCCCCCGCGAUGCUGGUC
Molecule: messenger RNA, 3169 nt
Organism: Annulohypoxylon truncatum
Lineage: Eukaryota; Fungi; Ascomycota; Sordariomycetes; Xylariales; Hypoxylaceae
Exons: 2
Coding region: 562-2625 (687 amino acids)
Molecular function (GO): protein binding
Source: RefSeq, a predicted model, not a curated record